GGAGGUGAACUCUCUUCUUGCCCUCCCCUGGCCAGGUCGAAUCAAGUACUCGGAGCGAGUCUACGACGCCUGCAUGGACACCUUCGACUGUCUUCCCCUUGCUGCCCUCCUGAACCAGCAGUUCCUCUGUGUGCAUGGAGGCCUCUCCCCAGAGAUCACCUGUCUAGAUGACAUUAGGAAAUUAGACAGGUUCAAGGAGCCUCCAGCCUUUGGCCCAAUGUGUGACCUGCUCUGGUCUGAUCCCUCAGAGGAUUAUGGCAAUGAGAAAACCUUGGAGCACUUUGCCCACAACACUGUCAGAGGCUGCUCCUAUUUCUACAGCUACCCUGCGGUCUGCGAGUUCCUGCAGAACAACAGUUUGUUAUCUGUAAUCCGAGCUCACGAAGCCCAGGACGCAGGGUACCGCAUGUACAGGAAGAGCCAGACCACAGGCUUCCCAUCGCUCAUCACCAUCUUCUCUGCACCCAAUUACUUAGAUGUCUACAACAACAAGGCUGCUGUACUCAAGUACGAAAACAACGUCAUGAACAUCAGGCAGUUCAACUGCUCCCCACACCCCUACUGGCUCCCCAACUUCAUGGAUGUCUUCACGUGGUCUUUGCCUUUUGUUGGGGAAAAGGUCACAGAGAUGCUGGUCAACAUCCUCAACAUCUGCUCUGACGAUGAACUGAUUUCAGAUGGGGAUGAGACAUUGGAAGAUCACUACAUUUCAAGCUAUCCGAAAGGUGGGACAACGGUGAGGAAGGAGAUCAUCAGGAAUAAGAUCAGAGCCAUUGGGAAGAUGGCAAGAGUCUUCUCAGUCCUGAGGGAGGAGAGUGAGAGUGUGCUGACCCUCAAGGGCCUGACUCCCACAGGUACCCUGCCCCUGGGAGUGCUCUCAGGGGGGAGACAGACCCUGCAGACCGCCACAGUAGAAGCGGUAGAGGCACGGGAAGCCAUCCGAGGGUUUUCACCCCAGCACAAGAUCCGCAGCUUCGAGGAGGCUCGGGGGCUGGACCGCAUCAACGAGCGGAUGCCUCCCCGCAAGGAUUCUCUGCACGGGGACGGGCAGGUGACCUUGGUCAGCACCACCACAAACUCUGCCGACAAGAAAGCCCAGUGAGGGCCCCCCAGCGGCUGCCAGACCCCGACCUUGAGGAGUUUUAUUUAUUUAUUAUUAUUAUUAUUAUUAUUGUUAAUUAUUAAUUAUUGUUAUUAUGAAGGGGGGGAGGGG
Pogoniulus pusillus (Red-fronted tinkerbird) is the source of this 1213-nucleotide messenger RNA. It is a transcript of the gene PPP3CC, whose product is annotated as protein phosphatase 3 catalytic subunit gamma. Gene Ontology annotation, biological process: calcineurin-mediated signaling. Lineage: Eukaryota; Metazoa; Chordata; Aves; Piciformes; Lybiidae. Gene Ontology annotation, cellular component: calcineurin complex; cytoplasm. The coding region runs from base 74 to 1102 and encodes 342 amino acids. Gene Ontology annotation, molecular function: calmodulin binding; calmodulin-dependent protein phosphatase activity. The record is from RefSeq and is a predicted model, not a curated record. The transcript is spliced from 11 exons.